AUAAAUUCAGACACUAAUAUUAUAGGAACAUUGUUGAAAAUUAAAAAGAUAGUUUGCCCUAACAAAACUCAAAUCAAUUUGGAGCUUAGAGGGAGGGGAGCAGAAUUCUAAAAAAAGGGCAUUACAGGUUGACGUGAACCAAGCAAAACAAAAGAGAAAUUCCUCUAAAUUUAGCGAAGACUCUUCUCCACCAGCCAAUUUUCACUUCUUUCUUUCUUUCCUUCUCUUUUACAUGAUAUAUAUAAAAAUAUUCUCCGCUAUCUAAAAUCAAAUAUUCCCUUCUAUAUCUCCCUCUCUUGCAUCUCUUGCCUUGCCUAGUAUUACUUCUUGCCCUGUUGACCACACUUGUUCUCGUAAGACACACAACACGCCCACAUUCCUUCACUGUUGACUUGUUUUGUAUCAAAAUACUGAGGUAAUUUCCUUAUUUCAGUGAUAAAUAAUGCUAGGAGAAAGUACAGUUAAUCCCUAUGGAGAAUUCAAGAUCAGUUUUGGUUAUAAAUGCAAUGCCCAUAAAGGUUGCUCUUGCCUGAUUCCUAAUGAGAUUGAAAACCUUCCCGGAAAAUUCCCUAGGAAUAGCAGCUUCUCUCGCUUGUCCGGUGCUGCCUUAAGUGCGAAUGCCACGUUGGCCAACACAAAUAUCUGCAAUGGUGUAAUAAGGGAAGAAAUACUUCCCAGCUGGGAUUCCCCUAAUUCAUUUCGCAGGAUUCCUUCUUCACCUACUCUUUCAAGGUUGGAUGUAUUAUCAUCUUCUCUUCAAAGCAGUAUGUCAAACCUAAGUUGCAGUCCAGCCACCUCCAGUCCACCUGAAUAUGAUUCUUCUUCACUAAGAUCCAUGAGUUCUCCUUGUAGAAAUGAAGGUUUUCUUAAUGCAAUGGAAGUUCAAGUUGCAGGUGGAGCUGCUGGCGAAGACAGGGUUCAAGCUGUCUGCUCUGAAGAAAAUGGUUGGCUUUUUUGCGCUAUCUUUGAUGGUUUCAAUGGAAGAGAUGCAGCUGAUUUCCUGGCUGGCACGUUAUAUGAGAACAUCAUACAUCAGGCUAACUUAUUAGACUGUGAAUUGAAGAAGGAUGUUACUGGAGCUUCAAAUGGUUUCUAUCCGCAUGGGCCCUUUCAAUAUGCUCUUGAAGGAGCUAGGAAUAGUCAUGUGGAGAAACCACCAGCAGGAACUUUUAAUAAGAAAAAUUCAAGCAUCGACAACUCCACUAAGAAUGGCCCUUUUCCUGAUUCACCUGAUUCAUUUAGACACGGGAUGCUAGACAGCCUUCAGCGUGCUGUUAGUCAGGCAGAGAAUGAUUUCUUGUACAUGGUGGAGCAGGAAAUGGAUGAUCGCCCUGAUCUAGUCUCUGUUGGUUCUUGUGUCUUGGUUGGCCUUCUUCAUGGGAUGGAUUUGUAUACUCUUAAUCUGGGUGAUAGUAGAGCUGUAUUGGCAACAUACGAUGAGGAGGACAGUGAGAUGAAGGGCUGCGGGCGACUGAAAGCUAUCCAGCUCACUGACUGUCACACUGUCGACAAUGAACUUGAAAGAACUAGAGUGUUGUCUGAUCAUCCGGAUGACCCGGCAGUGAUUGCAGGUGGAAAAGUUAAGGGAAAAUUGAAGGUCACUAGAGCUUUGGGAGUUGGAUACUUGAAAAAAAAAAACCUAAACGAUGCACUGAUGGGUAUUCUUCGAGUUCGUAAUCUCAUAAGCCCUCCAUACAUUUCUAUCGAACCAUCGCUGAAUUUGCAUAGAAUAUCAAAAUCGGAUCACUUUGUUAUCGUUGGCAGUGAUGGUUUGUUUGAUUUCUUCAGUAAUGACGAGGCAGUAAAGCUUGUCCAUUCUUACAUCCUGAGCAACCCAAACGGCGAUCCAGCAAAGUUUCUGUUGGAGCAGCUUGUAGGCCGAGCUGCUGAUUGUGCAGGUUUCAGCUUGGAAGAAUUGAUGAAUAUCCCUGCUGGUAGGAGGAGAAAAUAUCAUGAUGAUGUGACUUUAAUUGUGAUUAUACUUGGAGCAAACCAGCGAACCUCAAAGGCAUCAACUUGGGUAGCUUUAGGGACUUCUUGAACGGACGUUGUUGUAGCCAUUAGAGGCUUUUGAAGAAGACCGAGCAGCUUGUAAAAGUAAAAGAAUGAAUGGAUGAUAGUUUAAAGGCUUUCAAGUGGUUUAAAAAGAAAGCAAAGAACAGAUUGCGUUGAGUUAAUCCCCCCUAUUAAUUGUCCGUACGUGAUUGUAGUCAAUUAUGUAACAAUAUUUCAGUACUGUGGAUGACACAGAGACACAUUAAAGCAUUUUUACUUUCUAUGUAUGGUCUGAUUUUUUUUUUUCUUUCUCGAUAUAUUUAGGUAUCCUAUCCUUCCACCAUCAACCUUGACAAGAUUUUAGACUAUCAUUUCUAUGCUAUUAAGAGCAUCAAGUUUGGUUUGGUAACAAGUUUGAGGCAUGAUCUUCAUGUAUAAUUUAUACUUUAUUAUUGUUGGUAUGGAUUUUGAUGAACUUUAAGACAGAAAUCUCAUGAGUCAUUUUAUUGUAUAUACACAAACAAAUAAGAACCACCAUACAUGGGUGGAGGCAUCUAUGUUUGUGUGGAGAAAACCGAGAGGUGGCCGGAGAAAUGCUGGCAUCUUAAUAAGGCACUGUGGUGGCUGGUGGGAGAAAUUUAAAGAGGUUUGUUUUUGCUAUAUCGUCUGAUGGUGUCAUCUCCGAGAUAGUACAACUAGGUAGAGAGAUCCUCUAUUAAAUAGGCAAAGCACCUAAUCUCUUUCUCUUCAAUCAGAACUUUGGGGCAUUCUAACACGUAAACAAUUUCUUGGAAACAUAAGAAUGUCAAGGUCGAUGGAGAAAGCAAAUAAUUAAUUAUGCAAACGGCUAUUAAUGGUGGAGGUUGAGAAUUCAUGGCUCCUCACUGGCCAUUAUUCAAUCGGUUGUUAGAACUUUCAAUUAUAUUUCUCUUUUCAAGACUAAACAAAUCCCCAGCUUGGUGCCUGUCAAGAUGGUUUCUUCCUUGUUCUCAAGCAAAUAUCAAUUCAAACAGGUGAGCGAGGAUAACAUGUCCUGCAAUAACACCAGGAUAAGAGCAGCAUGUGUAUGGAGUCAUAGGAAGCAGAAACAAAGGUUGAAGUAUAAAUUUCAAGGAAAAGGGAAGAUAACCCGAAAUGCGUCCCUUUUAACGAGGCAAGUGAUGUGCAUCCUGAUCUAAUUUCCUUAUCCAAAGUCAAAUCAAGCAGUAGUGUUAUCACCAUUAUUAAAGAGGAAUUGAAGAGACCUAUGAAGUUAUGAUUGCAGUCAGCACUCAGAAUCUCAGACAAAGUAUCCUCUAUGAUUGCCUCACUUUCCACAAAUCAAGGACGCAAUAACCUCAAACCAAAUGGUUUAUGCAGGUAAUGUGUCCUUGAUUUGUGGUCGUUCCAAUGGGUGCUACACUACUGCAAUGCUAGUCCAAGAGCAAAGACAAGACAAACAUGCGCCAACAAGUGAACGAGGUAAAAGGUUACCCAGCACUCAUCUUUUAAGUGACUUGUGGUAGUUUUAUGGUUGCUCUUUAACAAAUGAGUUUUUAAAAAAAAGCUAAAAAUUAUAAUUUUUUUUUAUAAUCAAGAUUUUAAGAAAUUUUUUUAAGUGAAAUCCAUAAAAGGAAUGAAGAAACUAUAGCAAGGACAAAAAACAGUUUCAUCCAUACCGCACUAUCAAAAGAACCCUAAAAGUUCCAGCACAUUAACAGAGAAAAAAAAAAGGAAUGAAGAAAUAAAGAAUGCCAAAAUUUACUUUAUAAUGGGCCUCCCCAGGAUGAUAAAUAUUCAAAUCUAUGAAGAGUGCUUUAAAUGAAAUUAUUCGGCAAAUGAAGAAUGACAUGAAUUUCAGAAAACAGUUCCUGCCUUCUAGUAGAAUCUAAGUACGUAGUUGAAGAGUUUGACUCACAGCUGCCUGAGAAAGCGCCAGGAAAAGAAAUUGAUCGAUAGAUGUAAGAG
Populus euphratica (Euphrates poplar) is the source of this 3942-nucleotide messenger RNA. Its product is annotated as probable protein phosphatase 2C 40. Gene Ontology annotation, molecular function: protein serine/threonine phosphatase activity. The record is from RefSeq and is a predicted model, not a curated record. Gene Ontology annotation, biological process: protein dephosphorylation. Bases 443 to 2041 code for a protein of 532 amino acids. NCBI's taxonomy places the organism in Eukaryota, Viridiplantae, Streptophyta, Magnoliopsida, Malpighiales, Salicaceae. The transcript is spliced from 5 exons.